UAAGAAGAAGGCGUUUCUUUUAGUAGAUGCGCACUUACAGGCACUGACAUUUUAGUGUAAGACUCACGACUGGAUUUAUGGAAGUGUCUGCACGUUUCCUCCGCUAACAUUUUCUAAUUGUGUAAUUUGAAUGCCUUGAGAGGAUACCUUCAUAACCUUAAUUUAAAGACAAUUAGAAGAUGGCUAACAAGGCAGAGUCCACAAUGAGCACUACCACUAGUGAGAGUGUGUCCCACAGUGUGCUGAGCUGGGACCAGGUGGGCCGUCUCAAUGAGGUCCUGACAGCUGUGGUGCCAGUCCACGGCAGAGGGAACUUCCCAACCCUGGAGGUGCGGCUGAAAGACAUUGUUCAGAUGGUGCGCACCCGUCUGGAGCUGAGGGGAAUUAAAGUGAAAGACGUUCGUCUGAACGGCUCUACAGCCAGCCAUGUGCUGGUGCAGGACAUUGGCUGGAGCUACAAGGACCUGGACAUCAUCUUUAGGGUGGACCUGCCCCUGGAGUCAGGGUUCCAGCUGGUCAAAGAUGUGGUGCUGGGCACUCUGCUGGACUUCCUCCCUGAGGGGGUGAACAAGGAGAAGAUCACCCCCAUGACCCUAAAGGAGGUCUAUGUUCAGAAGCUAGUCAAGGUGUAUACUGAGCAGGACCGCUGGAGCCUCAUCUCCCUCUCCAACAACAACGGGCGCAACGUGGAGCUGAAGUUUGUGGACUCUAUCCGCCGGCAGUUUGAGUUCAGCGUGGAUUCAUUCCAGAUCGUGUUGGACUCGCUGCUCUCCUUUUACGACUUCUCGCCGGAGAACCCUAUGUCUAGCCACUUCCACCCCACCGUGGUGGGUGAGAGCGUGUACGGGGACUUUGGUGCGUCUCUGGACCACCUCAUGAACAAACUGAUCGCCACCAAGCGACCGGAGGAGAUCCGUGGCGGCGGCCUUCUCAAGUACUGCAACCUACUGGUGAGAGACUUCCGGCCCACCUCGGAGGAGGAGUUCAAGGGCCUGGAGCGUUAUAUGUGCUCCCGCUUCUUCAUCGACUUCCCUGACAUUGGUGAGCAGCAACGGAAGCUGGAAGCCUACUUACAGAGCCACUUUGUGGGUGAGGAGAAGAGCAAGUAUGACUACCUCAUGAUCCUGCGGCGCGUGGUCAACGAGAGCACGGUGUGCCUCAUGGGCCACGAGAGGCGGCAGACCCUUAACCUAAUCUCGCUGACAGCCUUCAGGGUGCUGGCUGAGCAGAACGCCAUCCCAGACGCAUCCAGUGUCACCUGCUACUACCAGCCGGCGCCCUAUGUCCGAGACCACAACUUCAGCAACUACUACGUUGCCUCGUGUAACCAGAAUAUUCCAACAUGGCUGCCAUGUAACUGAGAGACCCAUAUAACAUGAAGACUGCUGCUUUGAGAAAGGGGAAAAAAAAGUCAGAUGUGCCAAAAAAAAUAGAAAUGAGAAAUUUCACUCUGUAGUCAUAAAGGAUAUAUUUAAAUGGCCAAGUGUUUAGUUUUUAUUUUGGUCUCCCUUCUCCUUUCUCAUUCCUUAUCUACAGAGGUGUCAAGAUCAUUGGAUCAAAAGUGAUAUUUUUUAAGUGUUAUUUUGAUUAUAUUUUUUUGCCUUUUCUCAGAUUGUAAUGUUUUUGUUUGUUUCCCCUAAUGAGAAAAUUGGCUUCAAAUUAACAUCCUGAUUCAAGAAUGAGUUCUACUUGGUGCCCACAUGUUAAGUGUAUUUGGUCCAUCUUCAAAGAAAGGGAAACAAAUAUUUAGAAGUUUUAUUUGGGUUUUGCUCCUGUGUGUAUUGAAGAAAAAGAAAAAAAAGCUGAAAAUUGUUGUUAAAAAAUUUUUCAAAAAAAAGUGUAAAAAAAUAAUUGUUAACUAAAGAGAUGUGAAGCACAAAGUGUAAAAGGUAAUCCUGAGAUGACAUCAAUGUUUAGUUCACUGAUGAGCAGUAUGGGUUUGCUCAUCAGUGUUUUGAGGAAUUUUCUACUAGUGAGAUGACUGUCCCCAUCUCAUUUAGAAGGCAUCUAAACGGGAGGCAGAGGAGUGGCUCAUUUUGUUUUUAAAGCAAAGGUGUAAAAAGAAAGGUAAUCUGACCCAAUAUCACUAGCACAGUGCUGCCAGAGUGCCUGUGCUGUGUAGACUUUGUAGAGAAAAAUGUGUAUUUUAUUUUCUGCUGUGACUAGCCUCCUUCCUAAAUCUGUUCAGCCAAUACAAUGUAUAGACAAUAGUUCAUAAUAUAUAGGGUGCAUCUCAAUAGUGUUAAGUGGCUUCUUCUCCCUAGUAUCCUCUCCUCCAUGCAACAGGUCAAGUAGAAAUGUAGACUGCCUAUCCAAACCUUUCACCUGUUUGUGGUAAUGCUUGAAAGGAGCCUAGCAAAGGAAGCCAUGCACGAGUAUUGAGAAGCACACCAUACAGUGUAAUUCUUUGGGCCUUUUUGCUCACCGAUCGUGGCUAAUGUAUGUUGUGGGGAGUUGCUAUUCUUUUCUUUUAAACCUCUUCCAAAACAUUGGCGCAGCAGUGACCACUCAGAUGUCAGAGUUUACGGUCCAUGUGGUGGGGUCUGUACUGUAAGCUCAUUCAGAGAACAGGACAGGGCCUUCACCUCCCUCCUUCUGGAGUCUAGUCUGAAAGUCAGGGAGAGACUGUCCUUUCCCUUAAAAGGAGCCCCACUUGGCGGGGCCCUGGAACCCCUUGCAGGCCUUCCUUUGCAGGCAGUGGCCUGAAAUGGGAUCCCAGUCUGGUGCAGGCCAGCCAAUAGCUGUAACGGCAGCCAAUAAUUAAAGUGGGGAGGGAGUGUGUGUACGGUAGAGAAUGACAAGGUUGUGCCAGCGUGUGACGGCAACCUUAUGCGUGGGGUGCUGACUCACUUCCCUCUCCACCACCCCCUAAGGGUUUGCAGGGGGCAGGUUUGAACCCUUUUCUGGUCAUGGGAGGAUAGGGGAGCACUGCUGCCUGCCUGGCACAUUCAACAAAAUGUAAGUGUCUGGAUUUCCGUUCCCAUUUUGGAGCUCACGCGUCUUGAUUUACAUGGCAGAAGUUGUACUCUGCUCUACGACAGGCAUCCGAGUACACCCUCCCACCCUAAUUAAACUUUAAAACCCAUUUAGAAAUUGCACCCCCCAUCUCCUUUUCUACUGACCUGACAAUUUUAAUUUCCAGUCUAUUGAGCCAACUGUUCGCCUUAAGUAUUUCUGUCCAACCAAACCCAGGGACUUAUUUUUGGACCUUGAAGGCAACACGGCUUUCACUGAUGGAUGAGCAGCAGUGACUCAACCGUUUGUCGUCCC
Oncorhynchus tshawytscha (Chinook salmon) is the source of this 3270-nucleotide messenger RNA. Its product is annotated as terminal nucleotidyltransferase 5C. The record is from RefSeq and is a predicted model, not a curated record. Gene Ontology annotation, molecular function: poly(A) RNA polymerase activity; RNA binding. The transcript is spliced from 2 exons. The coding region runs from base 180 to 1361 and encodes 393 amino acids. Gene Ontology annotation, biological process: mRNA stabilization. NCBI's taxonomy places the organism in Eukaryota, Metazoa, Chordata, Actinopteri, Salmoniformes, Salmonidae.